AUGGACGAUAGGGACGUUAGGAGGGAUUCCUCGCGGCAAAGACUACUUGAUGCUGAUGAGUCCCCGUAUGACACGAACCCGGGCGCAAGGCGGGCAGGGAUGGCCGGGUUGGCCAGGCACACGCUCGGCCUCAUGCUCCUUUUGCUCGUGGUAUUUCUAUGGACAUUGUCGAACUUUUUGGGAAGUAUUUUCUGUAUUGAAGAUACUAACGAGGAUCGCAAAACGUGGCAGAGCAUAUUCGCAGACAAGACCUAUGCGAAGCCGUUUUUCCUCACAUAUCUCAACACGAGCAUGUUCAUGCUGGCCAUGAUCCCAACGCUCGUACGGAUCGGUUACAGACGGCAACGAGACCAUGGGGACUUAUACACGAGGCUGCGCACGGCGCUGUCCGAGGGAAGAAGAGGGGCAUACAGACGGCUACCGAACGGAGACGAUGGAGCCGUAGAUCCCGAGGGAUCUGGAAGAAGAGAAGAAGAAGGGGAAGAAGACGUGGCUUUUCUCGCUCCAGACCCGGAGACUUCAUCAUCAUCGUCGCCGUCGUCGUCGUCACGGUCCGACGACCUGGGAUUGGGGAGGAGGCAACUGGAACGGGAACACGAAGCCGAAGCUGACGAGAAGGAGGGCGCGAAACACCUCGCCAUCGCUCCGACGGCUCGACUCGCACUCACCUUCUGCAUCCUGUGGUUUGGGGCGAACUACUUCGCGAUGGCAUGUCUGCAGCACACGACGGUGGCGUCGACCACCAUCUUGACUUCGACGUCGAGCAUUUGGACCCUGUUGAUCGGCGCCUCCACCGGCACCGAAAAGUUCACCUGGCGCAAACUCCUGGGCGUGCUCGGCUCGGUCGUCGGCAUCAUCCUCAUAUCUCACGUCGAUCUGUCCGGCACGAGCCCGGAGGUCGGCGUCGACGGCGGAUCGCCUUCGCCUACUCGCCGUGCCAUCGACGUGUUCCCUGACAAGUCGGCCAGCGAGAUGAUGCUCGGGAACGCCAUGGCUCUCUUGUCGGCCGUCAUCUACGGCAUGUACACCAUCACGCUCAAGAAGACGACGGUCAAGGCGCUGCCGCGGUCCCUGAACAUGCCGCUGUUCUUUGGCCUCGUGGGCCUGUGGAACAUUGUGCUGCUGUGGCCGUUGUUCCCCAUCCUGCACUUCAGCGGGCUCGAGCGAUUCGCCCUCCCGCCGACGCGGCACGUCUGGACCAUCCUGCUCGUCAACAGCAUGAGCAGCCUCUUCAGCGACAUCUGCUGGGCCUAUGCCAUGGUCCUGACCAGCCCGCUGGUCGUGACCGUCGGCCUGAGCCUCACCAUCCCGCUGAGCCUGGUGGGCGAAAUGGUUCUGCAGGGCCGGUACGAGGGCAUCACGUACUGGGUCGGCGCGGCCAUCGUGGUCGGGAGCUUCGUCUUUGUCGACCACGAAGAGCGCGAGGAGGAGCAGGAGGAAGAGCGGGAUCAGCGGCUGCUUCCCAGCGCCGGCGGCCAAGUGAUGCACCUACACCCCGAGGGAGAUGAGGCUGCUACUGCUGCCGCCGCUGCGAUUCUAGCGCGUGACAACCACGGGGGUGCAUCACACACAGAGCUGGCAAAGACCAUGGUGGCGGGACAGCCGGCCAAAGUUGCCGAAGGAUCCAACCUGCCGUCGAAUUCUGCUCUACCGUCUGGCGCUGGGCCAUCCCACCCGAAACGGAAAUAG
Exophiala spinifera is the source of this 1689-nucleotide messenger RNA. RefSeq lists its product as uncharacterized. Bases 1 to 1689 code for a protein of 562 amino acids. Gene Ontology annotation, cellular component: membrane. The record is from RefSeq and is a predicted model, not a curated record. The transcript has 2 exons. Lineage: Eukaryota; Fungi; Ascomycota; Eurotiomycetes; Chaetothyriales; Herpotrichiellaceae. Gene Ontology annotation, biological process: regulation of peptide transport.